This is a messenger RNA of Melanaphis sacchari, 2262 nucleotides long. RefSeq names its product gastrin/cholecystokinin type B receptor-like. Gene Ontology annotation, cellular component: membrane. The transcript has 11 exons. The coding region runs from base 754 to 2118 and encodes 454 amino acids. Gene Ontology annotation, molecular function: neuropeptide Y receptor activity; peptide binding. Gene Ontology annotation, biological process: G protein-coupled receptor signaling pathway. The record is from RefSeq and is a predicted model, not a curated record. NCBI's taxonomy places the organism in Eukaryota, Metazoa, Arthropoda, Insecta, Hemiptera, Aphididae.
UCCUGCGGGACGGUUACAAUAAUUCGCACGUAGUCGUAACUCGUCAGCCGUGUCCGCGUCAUCGUCGUAUUGUAUUAUAUAUAUAUAUAACUACAGUAGUAUUGCGUGAACAAGACAUCCGAUAACGAACAUAAUAUAAACACUGUAGUUAAUGGCACAUUUUAUUAUUACGUUGAGAUAACGAGAACAUAUUAUUCAGAAAGAAAUUUUUGAAAAAUUAUUCUCUAGCAUCAGUUAUAAAACAGUUAAAAACUGUUAACGGUCUAGUCGAACUUUAUUUUCCUCUCCCGGACGUGUUACAAAAGAGUUCGCGUUUAAAACCACGAAAUAUUUUCAUAUAAAAAUGCACUUCACUCCGAAAUAGUAUAUUAUCGGUUUUACCGCAAUAGUAUGAGCUUGAUCCAUAACUCGGAAUAUCUCCUGAAACGCUGGUGGUGGGGCAACGAGGUAAGCGGGCUGACGUUAUACAAUCUGUUGAAACAAUGCAUUUUAGCUGCCGUUCGGAUAGAGUAUUGUGUAAGCACAACUGAUCUCAAGUAAAUGAAAAAAACAUGUCACCUUCAUAGACAAUAGCUACAAGUUAUUUUUACCUUGAAUUUCCAUUUUUAAGUAUGACUGUCUGAUAAACGCGAAUGAAACUUUGAAACGCAUCCAUCACAGUGUUUCUGCAGAGACGUGCAUAUAUGUAACUUAAAACAAUACAUAUUAAAGUCUAAGCAUCAAAUUUUAUUAUGUGGAUUUAAGAUUGUCAAUAUGAAGAUAUUGUUUAUGAUGAACAAUUUAACGAGACACAUUAGCACACCGUCUGCACACGAAAUGUUUAACAACACGACGGCACGUAACGUCAGCAGCUUGUGGACGAAAAAUUCGGCCGGAAUGGAACAGGCCGCCGUAAUUGACGAGCUGAUCGCCGAAUUUUCGUCGUCGCAAAUGAAAUUCACUGAAACCAGAAGUAUUUUGUUGAUCGGUCUCUACGUCCCGUUGUUCCUGGUUGCAGCCAUAGCGAAUUCUGUGGUGAUCGUCGUGGUUAUCAAGUAUCACUACAUGCGAAGUGUAACCAACUACUUUUUGGUGAACUUAUCCAUCGCUGAUCUCCUAGUGACAUUCAUAUGCAUGCCAAUGGCAGUAGGACAAUCGGUGACCGGCUUAUGGUUGUACGGCGAGACUAUGUGCAAAUUAACAUCGUAUUUACAAGGUGUUUCAGUUGGUGCAAGCGUUUUUACUAUAGCUGCAAUGAGUAUUGAUCGAUAUUUAGCAAUCGAACAUUCGAUGUCAUUCAGAAAGGUGCUCAAUCGAAAAUCAACCAUCUAUGUAAUACUUGCUUUAUGGCUUGUAUCCAUGACUAUAUUUGGCCCAGUUUUAUGGGUUCGUCAAACAGAAUCUGUGGAGUUAGGAGAUGAUCCAAUAUUAAUUGAUGCUGUCCAUAGAUAUGGUUUGGCAUGGUGUAUAGAAGACUGGGGAAAUGCACAUGCAAAAUCAACAUUAUCUAAACACGUUUAUGGUAUUCUAUGUUUUGUUCUGGUGUAUGCUACACCCGGACUUUUAGUGACUGGAGCCUACACAUUGAUGGGUCGGAGAUUAUGGGCAGUGCGACCACCCUUUGAUGACCAGCAAGGCAUGAUAAGUGUUCAACAGGUCAGAAUGGUACGAGAGAGACGUAGAGUAGCAAGAAUACUCUUUGUCUUAGCAGUAAUAUUUGCACUGUGUUGGCUACCAUAUAACUUAUUAACACUAUUUUUAGAUUUAGACAUCACACUUGAUAAAUUUGGUUUAAAUCAGGAGUAUUUAAUGAAGUGGUAUCCUUUUACACUACUAUUAGGACAUGCUAAUUCAGCAAUCAACCCGUUGUUAUAUUGUUUUAUGACAAGAAAUUUUCGAAGAACAAUUAAAGGUUUUGUAUGUAAUACUGGAAUCGCUAAACCGAGAAGAAGAAAUCGAUGUAAAGUUUCAGAAGGGGUUGACCGAGAAAAGCACAACCAGUGGAUACGGCUCGUUCCGCAACCCACGUCGGCUGUGUUUCACCCUGGCCCAACUACGCCAAAACAAUACAGUCCAAACACGAACUGCAACGAUAUCAAACCUUGCUGUUCUGUAAAUGAAAAUGAGUUCAUUUUGUAAUAUUAUAUUGUAUUAAUAUGCUUAAGUUCAUUUUUAUAUUAAAUAAUUAAUGUAUUAUAGUGUAAAUAGCUUAAAAUAUGUCCGUAUUCGAACAAAAACUUCUCGUAUAUAAUAUGUUUUAUUAUUAUCAUUACUAUAUUUUAC